AUGAGGCAGAAAAGGAGAGCCAAUUCGUAUGACUGCUCUAUCUAUAAACCGGUCCACUGGAGCUCCGUUCAGGAAUGGGUUAAUCUUCCAUACUUUGAGCUUUCGUCCGGUGCCAGGUCAGAGCUAGGAAGCAAGGAAGAAGGUUUUGAGCGGUUCCCGGGAACAUGCGCUUUACAGAUUGGGAUGAAAGGCGAGUUGCAAGCUCAAGACUGUAUACCUCCGCAGGCGGCGAGGCUGAAGCAUCAAAAGAUACAAAUGCAAAGAGCAUCAUAA
Neurospora hispaniola is the source of this 273-nucleotide messenger RNA. RefSeq lists its product as uncharacterized. The record is from RefSeq and is a predicted model, not a curated record. Lineage: Eukaryota; Fungi; Ascomycota; Sordariomycetes; Sordariales; Sordariaceae. The coding region runs from base 1 to 273 and encodes 90 amino acids. The transcript is spliced from 2 exons.